CAAUUUGGAAGGUCGGCCAAAUUGGAUCCCACGCCACCGGCCAUUAACACAGACAAAAUCUCAGAAGCCCACCGCAUUAACCGAAAGGAGAAGACCCUAGUCAACCACCUUCUCAGCUUUUUGCUCGUCCAAAGGGAAAAAUUGCUCGACUUUCCAGCCUUUCUGUCACGACGGCUUUCUGGCUCAGGUAGCGUGAAUUCGCUGGUAUUGCAUGCUUGUUCAAGAGUGAACCUUCUUCUGAGCUAGGAUGCAGCUAUACCACCAUGCUUUCUCCAUGGAUAGCCAGAAAGUUCGACUGGCAUUGGAAGAGAAGGGCAUCGACUACACUUCAAACCAUGUUAACCCCAUAACUGCCAAGAAUCUAGACGCAUCGUUUUUCAGGAUGAAUCCAAGUGCAAGGCUCCCCGUCUUCCAAAAUGGAACCCACAUCAUCUUCGACACCAUCGAGAUAGUCCAGUACAUAGAAAGAAUUGCAUUUGUCUCGACAGGCGCCAACGACAUGGCAUUCAGCAACAUGGAAGUCAUUAAUUGGAUGAAGAAGAUACAACAAUGGAACCCCAAGUUCUUCACGCUUUCCCGCAUCCCAGAGAAGUACCGCCUUCCAGUCUCCAAAUUCACAAGGCGGGUUCUGAUAGCUCGGAUGGCUGAAUCUCCUGAUCUAGCCAGUGCAUACCACAGGAAGCUGAAAGAGACAUACGAGACUGAAGAGAAGCUGAAAACCCCUGAGGUUGUAAAGCGCAGCAGAGAGCAACUAAUUAGACUUCUGGAUGAAGUGGAGUCCAAGCUAGGGGAAACAGCUUACUUAGCUGGGGAAGAGUUCUCGUUGGCUGACGUGAUGCUGAUCCCUGUACUUGCUCGGUUGGUGCUGUUGAAUUUGGGAGAUGAGUACAUUGGAACGAGGCCAAACGUGGCCGAGUACUGGGAAUUGGUGAAGCAGAGACCGAGUUACAGGAAGGUGAUUGGGAAGUACUUUGAUGGAUGGAGAAGAUAUAAGACAUUGAUGAAGACAUGGUGUUUCGUUAGGUUCAGAAGUCAGUUCAAGGUAUACUGAACUACUGCAGAAGUGUGUAUAUAUAUAGAGUUGCAGGUUGCUGUUGUGGUUUAUGACUUUAUGUAGAUGGGAGACAUUUGUGUAGAUUAAAGAGAAGAGGGGAAAGAGUUUCCAGGAAUAAUGUGUAGUAAUAAUAAUUUUUUUGAUAAUGGUGAGAAUAGCAUUAAAUUAAAAGUAUAAUUACAAUAUAAUGACUCUAAGUACGACAUGUCAUUUCAC
Messenger RNA from Linum tenue, 1270 nucleotides. Lineage: Eukaryota; Viridiplantae; Streptophyta; Magnoliopsida; Malpighiales; Linaceae. The record is from the annotation of a GenBank genome assembly.